GAUUGGCGGCUGAAGGAGUGACAGGCUGACCGUUACCAGCUUCGAUGGCGUGGAACAAGCAAUGCAGGACUAAUCCAUCAGUCCCGUCGUGCUCUACCGUUCCACUGAGCCUCCUGGUCUUACUGCUCGCUGGUCCUAGCACAGCUGGACCGCCCCGACCAGCACGUCCUCCACUGCUGUCCGGACAGCCUUUUAUCAUUUUCUGGGCCAUCCCCGAUUCCUCCUGCUCCGCCAGGCCAGACCCUGGAUCUUUUGGAAUGGAACGUGAAGGCCGGGUGGUGGUCUUUUUCGAGGACACGCUGGGAAACUACCCGUAUUUCCUCCACGCGGCGUUGCCCGCCCCCAGGUACCUCGGGCUGGGGGUGCUGAGAUGGUCCGAGUGGCCACCCCAGUGGCUGAGAAACAGGGAGAAGAAGGCCGUUUAUCAGGCAGCUUCCCGGAACCUCCUGAAGGCGUUCUUCCCUAACUGGACUCCUGAGGAGGUGGAGAAGUGGUCACAGACAGGAAGACGGCAACAAAGCAGAGAAGAAAAACAUCAAGAAGCAAUGGGAGAAAGGAAGGGAAAAAAAAGGAGGAGAGGACACAGAAAAAGAAAAUAUCCCAGCAUCUCUCCUCCGUGGUUUUGAUGCAAAGACAGUCGCCAUGGCAACACAGCAGUCCAACUGUAGGCGCCUUUCCCUCUCCGCCCCCUCGCUGCCUGCUCUGCUUGCCAACAAGGUACACAAGCACCCGCCGACGCCGACUGCUCGGGAUUUGUUGUCCCCAGCAUCCCCAGCGGCUCACCUGGCGUCGAUGCGAUCUCAAGGAUUCUCGCACGGUUACGCACAAAAACAGUUCGGAAUUGGUACAAAAAUAACGUCUUUUAGGUUACAGUAUUUCCUUGAAUUGCCACCGGAUAUAUAGUAUGCACCUGCCUUGAAUUACUGCCGGGUCUUUGAUUGAUUGAUUGAUACUUUUAUUAGUAGUUUGCACAGUACAGUACAUAUUCCGUACAAUUGACCACUAAAUUGACCACUUUACGUCUCGCCUCGACUACUGUAACGUAUUAUUUUCGGGUCUCCCCAUGUCUAGCAUUAAAAGAUUACAGUUGGUACAAAAUGCGGCUGCUAGACUUUUGACAAGAACAAGAAAGUUUGAUCACAUUA
This is a messenger RNA of Nerophis ophidion (straightnose pipefish), 1145 nucleotides long. Its product is annotated as hyaluronidase-2-like. Gene Ontology annotation, molecular function: hyalurononglucosaminidase activity. Gene Ontology annotation, biological process: carbohydrate metabolic process; hyaluronan catabolic process. The transcript is spliced from 2 exons. NCBI's taxonomy places the organism in Eukaryota, Metazoa, Chordata, Actinopteri, Syngnathiformes, Syngnathidae. The coding region runs from base 45 to 626 and encodes 193 amino acids. The record is from RefSeq and is a predicted model, not a curated record.